Molecule: messenger RNA, 891 nt
Organism: Bactrocera tryoni
Lineage: Eukaryota; Metazoa; Arthropoda; Insecta; Diptera; Tephritidae
Product: trypsin alpha-3-like
Exons: 1
Coding region: 7-774 (255 amino acids)
Biological process (GO): proteolysis
Molecular function (GO): serine-type endopeptidase activity
Source: RefSeq, a predicted model, not a curated record
CUUACUAUGUGUCAAUUCAGUCGACUUUUAGUUUUGCAAUUAGUAUUAUGUUUGGCAUUUGGCCAUAUUUAUGGGCAACGAAUGCUCAUUGUCGGCGGGAGUGAGGUGACAGAAAAGAAAUAUCCUUAUUUUGUGCGUCUGCACUUUCAUGGAGAGUUCAUUUGCGGCGGUGCGUUGGUGCGGAACAAUGCUGUACUCACGGCAGCACACUGUGUGGAGGACUCCAAUGGGAAGGACCUCAAUGUGAAGGCGCUGAGCGUACACGCGGACACCAUAAAUUUGGGCGACACUGGAGUGGAGAGAGAAAUCAAGUACGCGAUGGUUCCAAAAGAAUACGAUGCGGAGACGCUAAAUUAUGAUGUAGCGGUGUUGAUACUCUCCUCUACCAUACCGAAUGCAUCGGUGAUACCAUUGGGUAAGAGCGUGGUCGCUGCCGGUACGAAUUGCCUGGUUAUUGGUCAUGGGCACACCGAAGAAGGCGGCGUCGUCUCAAAACAAUUGCAAGAGAUCCAUGUACCUGUCGUUAGUCGGGAAGAUUGUCAGCGCAAAUAUCGCGGCAAGGACCUUAUUACACAAUAUAUGAUGUGCGCUUCGGAACCGGGCAAAAAGGAUUCGUGUACGGGUGAUUCUGGCGGUCCGAUGAUAUGCAAUGGUAAACAGGCUGGCAUUGUUUCGUGGGGUGAGGGUUGUGGGCGUUUCGAAUAUCCGGGCGUUUACACAGAUAUAAGCAAGGUGUAUGGUUUCAUUGAAAACACACUAAAAAUGUAUCCGUAAGUAGGAAGUGAAACAGAAUUGUAUGUUUUUGCAAUAAGUACUGUUAUCUUUGCUUGACUUAAUGCUAUUACGAUUAAAGAUAUUGUAACUAUUUAAAUGAAGUAAUUAUUAAUACUA